Plasmodium coatneyi is the source of this 1266-nucleotide messenger RNA. Its product is annotated as Transcription factor IIS. Bases 1 to 1266 code for a protein of 421 amino acids. The record is from RefSeq and is a predicted model, not a curated record. The transcript has a single exon. Lineage: Eukaryota; Apicomplexa; Aconoidasida; Haemosporida; Plasmodiidae. Gene Ontology annotation, molecular function: zinc ion binding; nucleic acid binding. Gene Ontology annotation, biological process: DNA-templated transcription.
AUGAUUUCGGAGAAGAAGAAACACCGGAAGGACAAGGCCCACCGGAAGGGAAAACAUCGGGAAGGGGAGGAAGAGGCCUGGGAAAUCCACCACAAUGGGGAUAAUAACGAGAAUAAUAACGAGGAUAAUAGCGACCAUGGAGACGAAAACGACUGCAAUGGCCACUCCCUUUCGCCCCUAAUUGAGGCACACAACAUCUUCGAAGACGAUCAGGUUAGCCAAAACGGCGAAAAGGAAAAGAAAAAGAAAAAGAAGAAGAAAAAAAAAAAAAAAAAUAGGGAGGACGACCAGGAGGGGGAGUCCCCCCACAUGGACGUAAACGACCCAAAUGAUCAGAUGGAGGAAAAUCAACUGGGUAGCCACGAUGAGCAGGAGGAAGAAAAAAAAAAACGCAAAGAGGAAAAAAAAAGACUUAAGGAGGAGAAGAAACAACGCAAAGAGGAGAAAAAAAGACUCAAGGAAGAAAAAAAAAGAUUGAAGGAAGAGGCGAUAAACCAACCGGUGCCCACGAAACCACCUCCAACAGGAAGGAAGAAAAAAAGUGUGCGCUUCGAGCAGGAAGAAGUCACCAACGAAGAACUCCUCAAUUACUUCAUCCAGUCGUACAGGGACAAAAUUAGCAUAGAGCAUGACGAACUGUGCCAAGUAAUGACUGGCAAGAAAUUUUUUGAUAUCGAACGAUUGGCAAAAAACGCCACGGAAAUUACCCACCAACCAUUGAUGCUGAAAAAUAUACAAAAGGAACAGCAAAAUUAUUGCAAGCAGUGUGGGUACAUUUACAAUUAUGACGAUUACAUGUACUUGUAUAUGAAACGUUUUAAUCUGUCCAAGUAUAGACAAACCAGUAACUGCCUCAGUGGUAGUAAUUCCUAUGGCCCAUUUAGUGGUCACAUGGAGAGCGCCCAGUUCGAAAACGAAAACUCCAUCAAGUGUAUUUAUUGUGGAGCCCUAAUUGAUACCAUCGAAAUGUAUGACCACUGGAAUGGAAAAGAAAAAUAUAUUGAACUGAAUUCCUACAGAGAAAAAUACAUUUUUGACAAGAACCAAAAAAGUUAUUGGAAAAAUAAAAUCACCUCCAUUGAGAAAAACGUCUCCCUAUUCAAGGAAGAUCAAAACCAAGCCUAUAAUAUUACCUAUGAAAAGUGUACAGAUUGUGGGAAUGACUUUUUGCAUUUUAUUAAUAUACAGACUAGGAGUGCCGAUGAAGGAUCCACCAUCAUUUAUUUCUGUCCCAAUUGUAAGAAGCAGACAACUGUAAAUAACUAG